CGUACUACUAUAAGGGUGCUGGUACCGGAAAAACCGACCCAUCUGAAAAGUAAAACAUCACAAAACAAAACUGGCAUACAGAUACCCUACUGCGCCAGGAAAGGAGAUCAUCUUAUUGCGCAUAAGAAGGCAGUGGUUUACAGUUUUUAUUUUAUUCAGCGACGUCACGAUGAAGUUCUCCGUGGCACUCAUAUUAUCGAUCGCGCUGUCGUCGACGGCCAAUGCGCUGGUUCCGCGCGCGGAGCUGGUGGUCAGGGAUAGUGAGGCGACAGUCCAGCAAUUAGAGGUCCGUGAGGCCGAGGGCACCUUCGAUGCGUCCGAGGAGCUGUGGAAGCGCAAGGGAGGUGGUGGCGCCGGUGGUCGUGGUGGAGGAAGCAGUGGAGGAAGCAGCGGAGGGAGAACCGGGGGUGCCGGAACCAGCAGUGGAGGAAGCAGUGGUGCUGGAAGAGGUACUGGCUUAGGCUCAUCCUCGUCCUCAACAGGCGGCCAAACCAGAACUGGAUCAGGACCGAGUCCAGCCUACGGUGGUGGCGGAUACUACGGCGGCGGCGCUGCGGUCCCAUAUAGAACUGGGGCGGCGACAAGGAGCGGCAUUUCCCCUGUCCUCCUUGGUGUCGGAGUCGGUCUUGGAGUCGGAGUACUCGCCUAUGGUCUCGCUGGCACAUGGCACCACCCCGUUUACUCGUACCCGUACAAGAACACCUGGACCUUUUACAACAUCACCGUCGACGCAAACCAAACCAAGCCGGUCCAGUGCCUUUGCGAAGAGUACUCGGAGUGCGGCUGCGACGACAACGACAACGCCCAGUACCAGAAGGAUGUCCUGGGCAACGGCAGCUAUGCAGGCCUCAACAAGAGCGUGGUCUCGGUGGCCGAUAUCCAGGGAAAGAGCACCAUCAUCCUGAACGGCACACUUCCCAACGGCACAACCGCUGCUGGAGGCACUGAGGAGGCUGAUGGCUCUACUGACUCCUCUUCUGGUACUAGCACUGCUGCCACAAACGGUGCAUUCAGCCUCACGCACGGCAUGAUGCAGUCCGGCGUCUACUGUAUCAUGGCGGCCGCGGUCGGCUCCGCAGUGUUCCUGGCUUAAAUACCCUUGGGUCUACAUCUUGACCUGCUAAUAUUUGUUGGGAAACCUUCUAAAUUUGUAUUCUAAGCGACGACUUGUGCGAUUAUCCGUUUGGCUUGGCGGUUUGGAGAGGCUCACGGCAACCCUAUAAGCAUUGAAGACCCUCGAAUACAGGGCUUUUUAUCAGAAUAGUGGGCUGCUGUCCUUUUUAUGGCGUUUAUGGGACCACUGGACGACUAUGGUCGCUGUCAAUAUUGGAAUAGGUAUCAAUAACUACCUAUGCGGAUGCUAUUAGAUCCAAUCAAUCAUGAUUGUUGCGCUCGUUCUUAUAAUAUAGAACUAUAUAUUCACAUAUUUAUCACACUCUUCAACUUUGCUGC
This is a messenger RNA of Pseudogymnoascus destructans, 1452 nucleotides long. RefSeq lists its product as uncharacterized. The record is from RefSeq and is a predicted model, not a curated record. Bases 170 to 1093 code for a protein of 307 amino acids. The transcript has 2 exons. Lineage: Eukaryota; Fungi; Ascomycota; Leotiomycetes; Thelebolales; Thelebolaceae.